Neoarthrinium moseri is the source of this 1686-nucleotide messenger RNA. RefSeq lists its product as uncharacterized. Gene Ontology annotation, molecular function: transmembrane transporter activity. The coding region runs from base 1 to 1686 and encodes 561 amino acids. Lineage: Eukaryota; Fungi; Ascomycota; Sordariomycetes; Amphisphaeriales; Apiosporaceae. The transcript has 11 exons. Gene Ontology annotation, biological process: transmembrane transport. The record is from RefSeq and is a predicted model, not a curated record. Gene Ontology annotation, cellular component: membrane.
AUGGCCGGCGACCCCCCUCCUACCCCGCCGGUGACGAGCGUCCUGCCGGCGGGCGACCGCCCGGAGCAUCUCGAGGAGAUGUCGGAGGACGAGGCUGCGCUUGCGGCUCUGGGCUACAAGCAGGAGUUCAAACGCGAGUUCUCGGCCUGGACUACAUUUGCCGUCAGUUUCGCGGUCAUGGGUUUACUCCCGAGUAUCGCCACGACCAUGUUCUACGGCAUUGGCUACGCGGGACCGGCGGCCAAUACUUGGGGAUGGCUGUUGAGCGUUGUAUUCAUCGUCUGUGUGGCAGCUUCGAUGGCGGAGCUCGCAAGCAGCAUGCCCACUUCCGGCGGCUUGUAUUACGCGAGCGCAGUCAUGGCUGGACCGAAGUACGGACCUUUCGCCGCGUGGAUUACUGGCUGGUCUAAUUGGUUUGUCCAAGUGACGGGUGCGCCAAGUGUUGAUUAUGGCUGCGCUGCCAUGAUCCUUGCCGCAGCAUCGAUCAUGAAUCCUGAUUACGUGCCCAACGAGUGGCAGACAUUCCUGCUGACUUUCUUCAUCAUGGUCAUCCAUGCUUGUAUUGGCAGUAUGCCAACCCUGUGGAUCGCAAGGUUCAACUCUGUAGGGACUAUUAUCAACAUCACGUGCCUGGCUGUCGUUAUCAUCAUCAUACCGGCAGCUGCCAUCACGAGUCCCAAGUUCCAGCCGAACGAGUUUGCGUGGGGUAUUCAGAACUUCACUGACUGGCCCGAUGGCAUUGCCGUGCUCAUGAGCUUCUUGGCAAUCAUUUGGACAAUGUCCGGCUACGAUGCGUCAUUCCAUCUGAGUGAGGAGUGCUCGAACUCUGCCAUUGCAACCCCUCGAUCCAUUAUCUACACAGCUGUGAGCGGCAGCGUAACGGGCUUUAUCCUAAACGUCAUUAUCGCGUAUACUAUCACGGAUAUCGCUGCGGUUAUUGAGAGUGAUCUGGGUCAACCAUGGGCAGCAUAUCUCAUUCAGAUCCUCCCGCAGCCAGUCGCCCUGGCCGUUCUGGCAAUGACCAUAGUUUGCUCGUUUUCCAUGGGUCAAGGCUGCAUGGUUGCGGCCAGCCGUGUGUGCUUUGCCUACGCGCGGGAUGACUGCUUCGGUGUGCUAAGCAACCCGCUGAAGCGGGUCAACAGACACACCCGCACCCCUGUCAAUGCAGUAUGGUUCAACGCCUUGAUUGGUAUUCUGCUGAAUCUCCUCAUCUUUGGAGGUGUGGCCAUCGGGGCUAUCUUCUCCAUUGGCGCUAUAGCGUCAUAUGUGGCGUUCACGACCCCUAUUCUCGUCAAGCUUAUCUUCGUUGGCAAAAAGUUCCGGCCAGGUCCGUGGAAUCUCGGCAAGUUCAGUAUGCCCUGUGGUGUUAUCUCGGUGGGCUACGUGCUACUUAUGCUGCCGAUCCUGUGUUUCCCGACGGUCAGUGGCGAUGACCUGACCCCCGAUCUGAUGAACUGGACAUCCCUGGUCUACGGGGCACCUAUGCUAUUCGUCAUCGUGUGGUUCUUCGUCGAUGCCCACAAGUGGUUCAAGGGGCCGAAGAUCAAUAUCGAGCACAUACUACAGCACGAUCUAAGCACUCAACCAGGACUUGAUGGAAUUGAGCCUAAGGAGUCCCCGUCAGAAGUCGGCGACAUUGACGUCGAGAAGGGAUCCAAGGAGAAAACACAUGUGGCCGCAGAGUAG